CUUCUCCAUGAGACCAAAGGGCAAAAAUUGUCAAACUGAAGAGACUAUUGGUACUAUUAGGCAAUUAAUUUUACCCACUAGUAAACAAGAAAGCAAUAUUUUAUGAAGAGCCUUCUAGCCAGAAUGAAAAUAUAUGUAUUACACAUGUGUUGGAAUUUUUGAAACAUAUGUUACAUGUUAUAAGUGUGUCUUUCUAGUUUAGUUUAAAGAAAAAACAACAGUAUUUUAUUAAGCAGCCAGUCUACAAAAACAAAACAAAAACGGCCUCAUUAACAACAUGCAGACAGUUCUACGCCUGGCUACGGUGUGUUUCCCCUGUUGUGCAAAAACGACAGACACUGAGUCAGAUGUUGGAAGCAAUUUUGAGUAUGUCGUCCAAAACCAUUACAUGUACAAAGUGCGCAAGCCGGUAACAAAUUUACAGACAGACAUACCUGAUGAAUUCAAAAUUGCUGAUGGCAUAUCACUCCACAAACAACCAAUAUAUCGUCGAGUACAAUACAAAGGUAGGAAAAACCAAGUUUACAAGUACUAUAUAUUGGAAAAUUAAUUGUGGAUGAAAAGAAUUUAAACAAUGAAACUAAUUCCAGUUAUAAAACUACGCAAUACAUAAAAGCCCCAUAUUUAAUGUGUAGUUCUUAAGGCACAUUUAAUAAAAUUUAUGAAGCCUGUUUAAGAAGAGGACAGCAUGUAUGAAGAAGGUCGGAUGAGAAGUUCCCAAAUACAUCCAGAAGAGGAGUCGUUAACAGAUGGAAUGCCUGAAGGACAGAAUACAGGAUUCAACUGGAGAAACAACAUCAAUGCUAAAGAAGAGGUUCAAGUGUAUUUUGUGAAAAAUAAGGAAAUAGAUUUACCAUCAAAAAUGUACGACUUAACGCCCAAUUCAGUAUUAUCAUCAUUAUCGAAACAACUCGAUUUAGAAAAACAAGUUGUAUGCCCUGACACCAUAACUCAAUUUUUAGAAGAAGAAAGCUCUUGCAGAGAAAAACUUAAAAAAGAUAAAAGCCUAAUAUCAUUCAAACCUUUGAAACAAAAAGACCAAUUUUACCAGUCUCCACCCACCCUCAGGCCAGUUGAAGAGACAGAAAUAGAAUCGGAAUCAGAUGUUAUGAAACAGAGCAAAGAAGAGUCAGCGCCAGCAGACUGGUCUGAUAAUGAUACAACAAUAUCCAGUUUCUUAACUAACCCCAGCGAUAGAGAUAAGCAAGAUAUAAUAAUUAAAAAAUCAAGGACGUUUAAAGAGGCUAUGGAACUUCCAGAGCCCAAAGAUGUAGAUAGAACACUAGUGUGGAAACUGUUUUUAAGACAGGGGAGUGAAAGUAAAUAACUUUCCACAUUUUAUUGUACAUAGAAGACAAUUUUAACUGAC
This is a messenger RNA of Cimex lectularius (bed bug), 1369 nucleotides long. RefSeq lists its product as uncharacterized. The coding region runs from base 689 to 1327 and encodes 212 amino acids. Lineage: Eukaryota; Metazoa; Arthropoda; Insecta; Hemiptera; Cimicidae. The record is from RefSeq and is a predicted model, not a curated record. The transcript is spliced from 3 exons.